AGGGAGAGAAGAAUGAAACUCGAGAAGAAGAAAGGUAUUGGGGCGAAGAGAAGAGGGAAAAAGAGUUCCAUCGAUCAUGAUCCUUUCUUAGAGGAAGAGACAGAGAAGCGGAGAAAAUUCAAUUACGAUGAUGAUGAUGAUAUCGAAUCUGUAGAAUCUGAAGAGGAAGGGAAGGUUGGUGAGGAGGUGGAGGAUGAGUUUGCUCAUGAGACGGUAGGCGAGAAACGAAAGAGACUGGCGGAGGAUACUUUGAAUAGAAUCGAAGAGGCGAAACAGAGAGAGCAUGAAGAAGAUAACGAGGAAGAUGAUGAUUUUAGAGAUUCGCUUGUGGCAAAGACUCUAAUGCAGGAACAGCUCGAGAAGAGUGGUCGUGUUCGGAGAGCCAAUGCAUUGAGGGUUCAAGAUCUACAGAGUAGCGAUAAGUUUCGUGUUAUAGUCAAACACCAACAUUCUGUUACAGGAGUAGCUCUAUCAGAUGAUGAUUCAAGAGGGUUCUCAGUUUCGAAAGACGGUACUAUUCUGCAUUGGGAUGUAUCUUCUGGUAAAAGUGAUGAGUACAAAUGGCCAAGCGAUGAAGUUUUGAAGUCUCACGGGUUAAAGUUCCAGGAAUCUUGGUAUACAAGACAUAACAAACAAUCUCUAGCAUUAGCUGUUAGCUCUGAUGGCCGGUAUUUAGCGACUGGAGGAGUUGAUUGCCAUGUUCAUUUGUGGGAUAUCCGAACACGAGAGCAUGUCCAGGCUUUUACAGGUCACUGUGGCAUUGUUUCUAGUCUAUGCUUUAGAGAAGGAACUGCAGAACUCUUUUCUGGUUCAUAUGAUGGAACAUUAAGUAUAUGGAAUGCAGAACAUAGAACAUAUAUAGAAUCAUGUUUUGGACACCAGUCUGAACUUCUAUCCAUUGAUGCUCUAGGGAGGGAGCGUGUUCUCAGUGUUGGACGCGAUAGAACAAUGCAGUUAUAUAAGGUUCCCGAGUCUACUCGGUUGAUCUAUCGAGCUUCCGAAUCAAAUUUUGAGUGCUGCUGUUUUGUUAAUAGUGAUGAGUUUUUGUCCGGAUCAGAUAAUGGAAGUAUUGCACUUUGGUCCAUUUUGAAAAAGAAACCAGUGUUUAUCGUUAACAAUGCUCACCACGUGAUAGCUGAUCAUGAUUCUGUUAACCAUAACUGUACACCAGCAUGUUCUUGGGUCAGUUCAGUUGCUGUCUGUAGAGGUAGCGAGCUUGCUGCAUCGGGAGCUGGUAAUGGUUGUGUGCGUUUAUGGGGUGUUGAAAGUGGAUCUAGUGCUAUACAACCUUUAUACGAGCUUCCACUUCCUGGGUUUGUGAACUCUUUAGCUUUUGCAAAAUCUGGUCGGUUUCUGAUCGCUGGUGUUGGACAGGAACCGCGGCUCGGAAGAUGGGGUUGCUUAAAAUCUGCGCAGAACGGUGUUGCAAUACAUCCCUUAAGGCUUUCAUGAAGGGAUCUCAAUU
Molecule: messenger RNA, 1465 nt
Organism: Arabidopsis thaliana (thale cress)
Lineage: Eukaryota; Viridiplantae; Streptophyta; Magnoliopsida; Brassicales; Brassicaceae
Product: Transducin/WD40 repeat-like superfamily protein
Exons: 6
Coding region: 13-1452 (479 amino acids)
Cellular component (GO): nucleolus
Molecular function (GO): U3 snoRNA binding
Source: RefSeq, marked reviewed